Molecule: messenger RNA, 1632 nt
Organism: Motacilla alba alba
Lineage: Eukaryota; Metazoa; Chordata; Aves; Passeriformes; Motacillidae
Product: dual specificity protein phosphatase 13-like
Exons: 4
Coding region: 605-1231 (208 amino acids)
Biological process (GO): negative regulation of MAPK cascade; protein dephosphorylation
Cellular component (GO): cytoplasm
Molecular function (GO): MAP kinase phosphatase activity; protein tyrosine/serine/threonine phosphatase activity
Source: RefSeq, a predicted model, not a curated record
CCAAGCGACAGGCGCUGCCACCCGGCCCCGAGCCCCGGAGCUGCCUUGGCCGCUCUGUUCCGAAUUCGGGUCAAACCCCGGGGAACCGGGGCAGACGAUGCGGGGCCUGUGCUUGGAACGCGCUCGCCCUGUCUCGCCGCGGGCGGCCCGCGCCGCCUGGCAGGCUGGGGCACAGCAGGGACGGACCCGGCUGCCCCCCACACGGGCUAAUGCCAGCCAUCCCCUCACGGCUCAGCUGGGCUGAGCAGCAGCUGCCCCGCGAGGAGCAGCCGUGGCACUCCCCCGCUGGCGGGGCAGCCCUCAGCUCCGUGUCCCGGCAGCGGCCGCGCCCCCGGCCGGCCAGAGCCGCUGGCACCGCCUGAGCCCCGGCGUCCUCCACAGCUCUGCCCCCGGAGCUGCCUCAGGCCGGCUGCUGCUGCGGGUCCAAACAGGGUAGCGGAGUACGGGUUACAAUUAACAGAAUUAAAAAUAGGCUUUGAAUAAACUGAACACCGGCAGAGGCUAGAAAUGUGUUGUGCAGGUGGCACAUUAGGAGGAAAGUGAGUGGUAUUACUGAAACAAAGGUAAUCCAAGACACCGCAGCGCGGGAGCUUCGACUACCAGGAUGGCCUGGGACUCCUUGUGCAGCCAGGAUUUACGGCGGCCUAGGAUAAGAAGUGCCUCAAGCUGGAUGCCCGACAGUGGGAGCAGCACUGGGACACCAUCCCUGGAGGAGCUGCGGCGCCUGCUCUGCACACGCACACACCCCACAGGGCACGUGGAUGAAGUCUGGCCAAACCUUUAUGUGGGAGACCUGUACGUCGCUCGCGACAAGGCCCAGCUGAGCCGCAUGGGCAUCUCCCACGUCGUGAAUGCCGCUGCCGGGAGAUUCCGCAUCAACACUGGGCCCAAGUUCUACAACGACUUGCCUGUGGAUUACUACGGAGUAGAAGCAGAGGACAACCCAAACUUUGAUCUCAGCAUUCAUUUCUAUCCAGUUGCUCAAUACAUCAGAGAAGCCCUGAAUUCCCCAAGAGGCAAAGUACUGGUUCACUGUGCAAUGGGAAUCAGUCGGUCUGCAACUCUUGUCCUCGCUUUCUUAAUGAUCUGCGAAGGUAUGUCCCUCGCCAGCGCCAUCCAGACUGUGCGCUCCCACAGAGGGAUCUGCCCCAACUCCGGCUUCCUCCAGCAGCUGCGGGACUUGGACCUCCAGUUAGGAAGGGGCACAGGCAGAGGAGCAGAGGCCUGCUAGUGCCAAGAAGAAGCUUUGUCUCCUGGCACCAGGCCAAGAGAUGCUGCCCUCACUGAAGAGUGCAAGGAUGCUGUCAGGUCUGCUCUGUAGCUGCACGCAGAAACUCUGGGGAAAGGCUGAGCAUAAGCAAACUCUUAGGAGCUGUCAGGCAUGUAUUUUUUGCACAAGCUCACUAAUUGGAAAGAAAAUGGAAUAAAGAAGGAUUCAAACUGGCAGUUUUGCUCACCUGGGCCUGUUUAUUUAACUACCUGUUGGGCAGGGCACAGGGAGCAGCUGGGUUUUCAUGUAGAAUUAAAAGUCAGCACAGUUGACUUGAAAAAGACUUUUUACUUGCUUAUAAUUGCAUUUAUUUGGCAAGAGGGAAAAUGACUAAACUAGUAAAAUGAAAGGAAAGCAUAAGG